Hirsutella rhossiliensis is the source of this 1965-nucleotide messenger RNA. Its product is annotated as DNA polymerase alpha/epsilon subunit B domain-containing protein. Lineage: Eukaryota; Fungi; Ascomycota; Sordariomycetes; Hypocreales; Ophiocordycipitaceae. The record is from RefSeq and is a predicted model, not a curated record. Gene Ontology annotation, biological process: DNA replication initiation; DNA replication. Gene Ontology annotation, molecular function: DNA binding. The transcript has 3 exons. Bases 1 to 1965 code for a protein of 654 amino acids. Gene Ontology annotation, cellular component: alpha DNA polymerase:primase complex.
AUGGCGGACGCCGAGCUCGCGUCCCGCUUCUCCCCGAACGCGCCGCUGGAGCCCGACGUGCUGGCCGAGCUGCAGUCCAUGAUGCGCCUGCACGGCCUCUCGCCCGAGGACCUCUUCUUCAAGUGGGAGUCGUACUGCAUCAGGAUGGAGCUCGACGCACAGGUAUUGUCGCUCUCGGCGAUCCGCAACCUCAAGCAGAACAUCCAGGACGCGCUGGAGAAGAGCCAGCGCCAGGCGGCGCACGUCAAGAGCGAGAGGAAGGCGACGGCCACGCCGAGGCCUGCGACCGACGUGCUCGGCAUGCUCGAUGGCCUGAUCCCCAGCACACCGGCGUCGGCGGCGGCGGGCAGGAUUGCGAGGGGGGCUGGGAGCGGCAGCGGGAGCGCGGCUCGGAGGAAGAUGGAGACGCCCGGCGUGGCGAGCUCGCCCGCCGCCAACAUGAAGGAUCAGCUACGGGCCAUGGGUGGCGCGCCGCCCAAUUCCUUCAAUGAGAGGACGAACCCGGGCGAAGUCAUCGAGAUCCUCAACGACCACCUCGGUCCCGCCGAGACCCCCGUCGCGCCCUUCGCCGAGCCGCGGAUCAAGCUCACGGCCGCCUCGGACCAGAAGAAGACGGGGUACAAGCCGCUGGCCAUGAAGCUGACCGAGGCGAGCGAGAUCCUCGACGACCGAAUCGACGACUUUGCCGCCCUCGUCCAGGCGCACCACGGCCUCGACGACUCGGCCUUUGACAGCGCGGCCAGCCAGAGCACUUCCCAGAUUGUCGCCGUCGGCCGCAUCGCCUCCGACUCGGCCGAGGGCAAGCUCAACGCGGCGUCGCUCGUGCUCGAGACGUCGCGCCGCACGGGCAUGGGGUUCCGGGUGCCGCUCAAGAUGGACGCGCUUCCCAGCUGGAGCUUCUUCCCGGGGCAGAUUGUCGCGCUCCGGGGCAGCAAUGCCCAGGGCAGCGAGUUUGUCGUCGCCGAGGUCCUGGAGGUCCCCUUGCUGCCCAGCGCCGCGUCGAGCUUGUCGGCGCUCGAGCCCAACAGCGAGAGGCUCCGGGGCGGCCCGGAUGCCAUGGAGUCGGACGCGGAGCCUGCCCCCUUGAACAUCAUGUUUGCGUCCGGGCCGUACACUGCCGACGACAACCUUGAUUACGAGCCGCUGCAUGCGCUAUGCAGCCGGGCGGCCGACACCCACGCCGACGCCCUCGUCCUCGCCGGCCCCUUUAUCGACAUGGACCACCCCCUCAUCGCAACGGGCGACUUUGAUCUCCCCGAGGACGCCAGCUACGACCCCGACACCGCCACCCUGACGACCGUCUUCAAGUUCAUGUUCGCGCCCGCCCUCAACCGCCUCUGCGCCUCCAACCCGCACCUCGUCGUCGUCCUCGUGCCCUCGGUCCGGGACGUGCUCGACAAGCACGUCUCGUGGCCGCAGGACACCAUCCCGCGCAAGGAGCUGGGCGUGUCCAAGUCGGUGCGCGUCGUCUCCAACCCCAUGACGCUAUCCAUGAACGAGAUGGUGCUCGGCGUGUCGAGCCAGGACGUGCUGUACCAGCUGCGCAGCGAGGAGCUGGCCACGGGCGCCGCGCCGGGGGACCUGAUGGGCAGGCUGUGCCGCUACCUGGUGGAGCAGAGGCACUACUUUCCGCUCUUUCCGCCGACGGAUCGCGCGAGGCUGCCCCGGACGGGCACGGCCGACGGCGUCGCCACGGGUGCCGUGCUCGAUCUAAGCUACCUCAAGCUGGGAGAGAUGGUCAAUGUUCGGCCUGACGUCAUGCUGGUCCCCAGUGCGCUGCCGCCGUUUGUCAAGGUCAUCGAGAGCGUCCUCGCCAUCAACCCGGGAUACCUCUCGAAACGCAAGGGGGCCGGCACGUACGCUCGCAUGGCGCUCUAUCCACACAAAGCUCAAGGCGAGGCGGUAGACGGCAUGGUCAGCCACAAGAUAUACGACAGAGCCCGGGUGGAGAUUGUAAGAAUAUGA